AUGGAGGCAGAGAUCUUAGAUCUUCGAAACAAGCUCAAAGAGUGUGAAAACGAGCGACUGAAAGCGGCACAGUAUGGCUUACAGCUGCUGGAGAGGCAAACUGAAUUGCAGAAAGAAUUGGAUAAAUAUCAUGAAGAAAUGAUCACCACAACUGAGAAUUAUAACCAAGAGAAGUAUGCCCUUCAAAGAGAAGUUGAGCUCAAGAGUCGGAUGUUAGAAAGUUUGAGCUCUGAAUGUGAAGCUGUGAAACAACAACAGAAAAUGCAGCUGGAGCAGUUAGAAAUGAAUCUAAACAGAAGCCACAGGCAGCAAGUGAAUGACCUGAAAGAUAAGUUAGAAAAGCUGAAAGUGGAGUUAGAUGAAGCGAGGCUCAGUGAAAAGCAGCUGAAGCAGAAGCUGGAGGACCAGGAGGAACUUCUCUCUCGAAAGUCUGAAGAGCUCCGGCUAAUGCCUGAGCAGCGCAGCCACAGUAGCAUGUCUUCGGAGGUGCUGGCUCUUCAGAUUGAGCUAACUGAAAUGGAAGGUGUGAAGGAUGCCCUCAAGGAAGAGGUCAAGGAACUGCAGUACAAACAAGAGCAACUAGAAUGUUUCAAUACUUCCUUACUGCACCAGGUAGACCGGCUUCAAGAAGAAAAAGAGGAGCGAGAGAAGGAAGCAGUGUCUUAUUAUAAUGCCUUGGAGAAAGCUCGCAUAGACAAUCAGGAUCUUCAGGUGCAGUUGACUCAUGCACUCCAGCAAGCGUUGGAUCCCAACAGUAAAGGAAACUCUCUGUUCGCAGAGGUGGAGGAUCGAAGGGUGGCAAUGGAACGCCAGCUCAACUUGAUGAAAGUCAAGUAUCAGUCACUGAAGAAGCAAAACGCAUUCACCAGAGAGCAGAUGAACAAAAUGAAGUUACAAAUCUCCACACUGCUGAGAAUGAGGGGAUCUCAAACAGAAUUUGAGCAGCAGGAGCGGUUGUUUGCCAUGUUGGAGCAGAAGAAUGGUGAAAUAAAACACCUUUUAGGUGAAAUCAAUAAUCUGGAGAAAUUUAAGAACCUAUAUGAAAGUAUGGAAUCUAAGCCUUCCACAUCAGCUCUCCCUUGUACUCUAGAAGACAGCACCUAUUAUGCAGAUUUACUUCAGCUAAAGCUUGAUAAAUUAAACAAAGAGAAUGAAGGUACAAAAGGCGAACUAUCCAUUCAGAGAAUGAAGGCAUUAUUUGAGAGCCAGCGAGCCCUAGAGAUUGAGCGGAAACUGUUUGCAAAUGAAAGACAUCUGCAGAUUUCAGAAAGUGAAAAUAUGAAACUGAGAGCUAAGCUAGAUGAAUUAAAGCUGAAGUAUGAACCUGAAGAGAAAAUUGAAGUCCCUGUACUCAAAAAGAGGCGUGAGGUGCUGCCGUUGAACAUAACCACCCCAGAAGAAACAGCAGCUACCAGUGCCGUGGGAGAAGUUCCUAGCCUCCCACUUCAGAGAGAGGAGAAGGAGUCCUGUCUUAAUAACUUAGAAGAUAACACUGUGCAGUGGGAACAGCCAGCCUCUUCAAGCAUUCCGCCAGCCACUCUCUCUCCUCACAAGAGCCUGCCUCAGGAUAUGCAGCCAAAGAAGGAGAAGAAAUGUGUGAAGCUUGCGGAUGGUCCAGCCAACACUGAGGCCUUGCGUGAACAAAGUGGGAACAGCCCCUGUCCUCCCAGGUUAACUGCAGAAUCAAGACUUCCAACAGAAGUGAAAGAAAGGAAAGAAAUUACAAACAAAUUGGACAAAGGAGCUUGUAAGAAAUCAUACGACAUCAUGUAUGUGUCUUCAAAGUCAACCCCAGAGGUGCAGUGCCCACAGCAGUAGUGGGGCGGUGCAUGCUGGGCUUUGCUAGUGAUCAUUCACGUGCCCUAGACACCUGUGGAGCAUUUGCAUAACCCAGUGCUAACACCUGCUGUGCUCCUGUCUCUGUGAUGUGUUCAGAUGUGGCUGUGAUGCUGACCUGGAAGGUCCUUAAAUGAUGUUCCUUCUCAGAACUGUGAAGCACAAUGAACAGAUAUAUUCAUAUAUGUAAUCUAGAUGUU
Psammomys obesus (fat sand rat) is the source of this 2036-nucleotide messenger RNA. It is a transcript of the gene Spdl1, whose product is annotated as spindle apparatus coiled-coil protein 1. The transcript has 11 exons. The coding region runs from base 1 to 1818 and encodes 605 amino acids. Lineage: Eukaryota; Metazoa; Chordata; Mammalia; Rodentia; Muridae. Gene Ontology annotation, molecular function: kinetochore binding. Gene Ontology annotation, biological process: protein localization to kinetochore; establishment of mitotic spindle orientation; mitotic metaphase chromosome alignment. Gene Ontology annotation, cellular component: outer kinetochore; spindle pole. The record is from RefSeq and is a predicted model, not a curated record.